Molecule: messenger RNA, 3558 nt
Organism: Helianthus annuus (common sunflower)
Lineage: Eukaryota; Viridiplantae; Streptophyta; Magnoliopsida; Asterales; Asteraceae
Product: zinc finger MYM-type protein 1-like
Exons: 7
Coding region: 1274-3556 (760 amino acids)
Molecular function (GO): protein dimerization activity
Source: RefSeq, a predicted model, not a curated record
CAAAUCCUAAACAUACAUCAGUUCCCCAAAAAAUUUAGAUUUCCCUCCCAUUCUCAAUUUUACAAUUCCAUCUCCCUCGUUACCCUCCCCAAUCGAUUUCUCUGAUUCUCUCCCUCAACCUCCACUCCAUUACGAUCCCCCAUUCCCCAACUGGAUGGUAGUCUCCUCGAUCGAUUCACACCACCACACCACUGAUGAAUCGUUGCUGAGUGACCGACAAACCAACAUUGCACUACAAACGAUCCAUCGUCACUGCUCCACCUCUCGUUGAUUCAAUCGUUACUUCAGCCCUGAGCAGACGUGUGUCUUAGGAGGUAUAUCAUGUUACGAGAAUUGCAAAUGGUUUUAAUAGUGGAUACACUUGUAAAAUACAACUACAGGUUUUAGCAGGAAGAUGCUUGGCUGUGAGCGAUAAUAGCCAGUGGCACUGUUUUGCGAGCUAAGAAAAUGUGCAUGUCUAAAACAUAUGCACAGAACCGGUCCGGAAAGUUUUGCUGGGAUUUGUGACAAGAUGAACAUGAUGGCCCAAACUAGGAAUUAUCUACUUUAGUCUAAAUGUUUGAACGUAUAUGUAAAAGGAAAAAAUGGCGUGUAUAUGUUGAUACAUAUGCUGACUCGACAAGGAAAAUGGUUUUGGGUUAUUAGUGUCUUUGUAGAAGUAGGACAGGUCAAUCACUAAAUCUAUUGAAGCCUUAUACUUUCAAACAUACGUAUCAUUUUUUGUAUAAUAAUUUUUUUUGUUGAAUCAUAUUGAAGAAAAUAGGAACUACAAAUCUCCACAAGAUGGUAGCGCUCAGGGGCGGACCUAUUAAGGCCCGUGGGUGGGCGGCCGCACCCCUUGAAAAAAAAAUUUUUAGUGUUAUUUUUCGCGAAAAAUCCCGACCGCACCCCUUGGAAAAUUUCGACCGCACCCCUUGGAAAAAUCUGACCGCACCCCUUAAAAAAAUGUUAGAAAUUUAUAUAAAAAAAAAUUUGUGAACACGGAUUUAAACCCGAUCCAAUUAUGUAAACAAAUCUCUUUAAAUAAAAUUUGUAUUCCUAUAGCCCAACAUCAAGCCCAAUGGAAUAAGGUUAUGGUAAAACCCAACCCAAAUAACAAAAUCAAUUAACAAAACAUAACCCAAUUACCCAAAUAAACCCAAUCGGCGACCUUUCAUCUCUCCCGCCCUCCCCUCUCUUCUGCAGCGACCAAGACUCUCUUCUGAAGCGACCAAGAAAGAAGAAGGAUCAAGUUGAUCCGAUCAAAACAGGCUUCGAUCGACCACCAGGCACAAUGAGUAAAGAUGUUAUGGCGCGAUUUCUCAACAAGAGGAAAGCGGAUGAAAUCGGAUCAUCUUCCGAUUUUGUUGAUGUGAAUGAUCUUCCCUCGGAUCCUCAUGAUCGCAAGGCGAUAGCAUCAUACAACGUGAAUCAACGAGAUGAUGUUAGAAGGGCAUACCUACUAAGAGGACCAUGUCAACCAACGGGUAUUAAAUAUCCAACAUCAACGUUUCAAGGUAAAGAGUUGAGAAAAUUCAAAUCGGAUCGUGUGUUUUGCUUAUGUUGUUACUUGUUUAGGUCCGAAUUUGGUGAUCAUAGAGACACAUUUGUUUUGAACGGGUAUAACAAUUGGAAAAAAGUACAUGAGGUACUUACAAAACAUGUUGGGUUAGUUAAUAGUGCCCACAACAAAUGUUUCCAAAAGUGUGCCGAUUUACUUAACGAAAAGCAAGCGGUAAAUACACAAUGGGACAAAAGGACCCCUAAGGAGAAACGUGAUUACAAACUUAGAUUAAGUGCUUCUACUUUGCUUGGAAAAAGGUUGUUGAAUGGCGGUUUGGCGUUUCAUGGUCAUGAUGAGUCAAAAGAUUCAUUAAAUAAAGGAAAUUUUUUAGAGCUUUUAGAACUAAUGGGUGAAAUGAAUGAAGAGCUUGGUAAGGUUAUCUUAGAGAAUGCACCGGCGAAUAACCAAAUGACUAGUCCUAAAAUUCAAGCGGACAUUAAACAUUGUUACGCUCAAGAGUUACUUAAACAAAUUUUUGAAGAUCUUGGUGAUGAUGUUUUUUCUUUAUUAGUUGAUGAAUCAUGUGAUGUUUCAAAAAAAGAACAAAUGGCGGUUGUUAUUCGUUAUGUUGAUAAAGUUGGGAUUGUUAAGGAGCGUUUUAUUGGGCUUGUUCAUGUCAAAGAGACAAGCGCAUUAACACUUAAAUCGGCUAUUGAUGAUAUGUUGGCACGUUAUGGGUUGAGUUUGAAAAGGAUUAGAGGCCAAGGUUACGACGGGGCAAGUAACAUGUCAGGUGAGUUUAACGGCUUAAGAGCUCUUAUUUUAAAGGAAAAUGUUUCGGCUUUCUAUAUUCAUUGUUUUGCACACCAACAUCAAUUAGUUGUUGUGGCGGUGGCACACAAACACACACCUAUUUGGAGAGUAUUUGAAACGAUAACAUGUUUAACAAAUGCCGUUUGUGCAUCUUCUAAGCGACAAGACAUGCUUCGUGAAAGCCAAAGAAGACAACUGGAAAAAAUGGAAGACGUGCUUUGUACCGGAAGUGGGUUGAAUCAAGAAAUGACACUUUCAAGACCCGGAGAUACACGUUGGAAUUCCCACUAUAAAACUCUUUCGCGUUUGAUUACUUUAUAUCCAAACAUUAUGGAAGUUCUUGGAUGUAUAGUAGAAACGGGUCAAACUCUUCCUUGUAGUAGACAAGCGGACGGACUUCUAGAGGAUAUGAAAAAAUACGACUUUGUAUUUUACAUACACUUGAUGGAGCAUAUUCUAAACGUCACACACACAUUGUCCCAAUGUCUACAAAGAAAAGAACAAGAUUUGAUGAAUGCGGUUAAAUUGGUUUCUUCCACAAAAAACCAACUUGAAAAGUUUAGGUUGGAAGGAUUUAAUGAGUUCUUGGAGAAGGUUAACUCUUUUUGUGACAUGUAUGAACUUGAGGUGAAAAAUUUAGACGAUGAAUAUAUUAACCCAAGAUGGCCAAGAAGAAAAACGAACAUCUCAAAUCGGCACUAUUACGAGUAUGAUUGCUUCAAUGCGGUUCUAGAUUUGCAAAUUCAAGAAUUUGGGAACCGUUUUAACGAGGUAACAUCAGAACUACUUCUUUGUAUCAGUUGUUUGAGUCCGUGUGAUAAUUUUAGUGCGUUUGACAUUCCAAAUAUACUAAAGUUAGCCGGAAAGUAUCCAUAUGAUUUCGAUGAAGCCGAAAAACGAAGGCUUCCGGUUCAACUCGGAAACUACAUUGAUUUUGUGAAAAAAGAUAAACAAUUCGCCAACUUGGAUGGGUUGUCAAGUCUUGUAAGGUUAAUGGUUUCAACAAAUAUUCACGUAACUUUUACAUUGGUAUAUCGUUUAUUGAAGCUUGUUCUCGUAUUACCCGUCGCAACCGCAACCGUUGAAAGAUGUUUUUCGGCAAUGAAGAAUGUGAAGACCGACUUGCGUAAUCGGAUUGGCGAUGAGAAUUUAAGUGAUAGUUGUAUAUGUUAUAUAGAGAAAGACUUGCUUAAGAAAGUACCUCUAGAUGAUGUUUUGGAUAGAUUUCAAAAAAUGAAAACCCGUAGGGCGACUUUUUAAAU